GCUGUAAGCCGACGUUUCCCGUCUUCGCCAUCUCCGGCGGAGCAGUCUGUGGCAAGAGGUAGCGGGCGUCGGAAAGGUAGUCAAGGGUAAGCUUCGCUAGGUUUUGGCCAUGGAGUCAGCUUCUAACGAUGUGGACGGUGUACCGGCGACGGAGAUGAGCGCGGGAAAGGAGGCUCCGUCAUCUGAACCGACGACAGGGGCCAAAAAAGGCGGCGGGAAAGCUGAUCGGAAUGCCCUGAAAGCUGAAAGACUGGCCGCGAGAAUGGCGGCCGCAUCGUUGAACUCGAAGGUAGUUGAUGAUCCGCUGGCAUGCAAUUACGGCGACGUGCCGAUGAAGGAACUGCAAUCGAAGGAGAUAUCGGGGAAGGUUUGGACCAAGGUUGGGGAUCUGGAGAAGAGCUUGGAUGGGAAGGUGGUCCUGGUCAGAGGGCGGGUCCACAGCGUCAGAGGAAAGGGCAAUCUUGGGUUCCUAGUGAUUCGGGAGGCGGGUUGUACAGUGCAGGCGGUUUUGACUGUCGGCGAGCACGUGAGCAAAGGAAUGGUCAAGUAUGCGUCUCAGCUAAGCAAGGAGUCCAUCGUCGACGUCGAGGGUGUAGUCACAGUGCCGAACAAGCCCAUUGAAUCCACGUCCCAGCAGGUGGAGCUGCAGGUCAGGAAAGUGUAUUGUGUCAGCAAGGCGGUUCCUGCCCUGCCAUUGAAUAUCGAGGAUGCUGCACGGAGCGAGGCUUCUUUCGAACAGGAGGGUGCACAGUUUUCCCGAGUGAACCAAGAUGUGCGGCUGAACAACCGAGUGCUGGAUCUAAGGACGCCGGCGAAUCAGGCAACCUUCCGUCUGCAGUCUGCUGUUGGUCAGUUGUUCCGAGAGUUUUUGGUGGAGAGAGAAUUUGUGGAGAUCCACACGCCGAAGAUGAUUGCUGGAGCCAGCGAGGGUGGUGCUUCUGUUUUUACUCUUGACUACAUGGGUCAACGUGCUUGUCUCGCGCAAUCGCCGCAGCUGUACAAGCAGAUGGCGAUCUGUGCUGACAUGGGCCGAGUGUUUGAGAUUGGUCCAGUUUUCCGCGCAGAGAAAUCCAACACUCAUAGGCACCUGUGCGAGUUCACGGGCCUCGAUCUGGAAAUGGAGAUCAAGGAACACUACUUCGAGGUGCUGGAGUUGCUGGAUGGGAUGUUCCUCCAUAUCUUCAACGCAUUGAAUACAAAGUAUAAGAAGGAGCUGGAUGCAGUGAACCAACAGUUCCCAUUUGAACCACUGCAGUAUUUGCAGGAUGGAUGUCGACUGACAUUUGCAGAAGGAGUUGAGCUUCUCAAGGAAGCAGGUAUUGAGAUCGACCCAUUUGAUGAUUUGUCUACAGAGACUGAGAGGCGCCUUGGACAGUUAGUCAAGGAGAAGUACAAGACCGAUUUCUAUGUAUUGCAUCGCUACCCAGUGGCAGCACGACCUUUCUAUACCAUGCCUUGUGCUGACGAUCCUCGAUAUACCAAUUCGUUCGACAUUUUUAUCAGAGGUGAAGAAAUCAUCUCUGGUGCUCAGCGUAUUCAUGAUCCUGAGCUGCUAACUGUGAAAGCCAUUGAAAAAGGAAUGGAUGUGAAGGCAAUUGCUUCAUAUGUGGACUCCUUCAGGUAUGGUGCGGUACCUCACGGUGGCGCCGGGGUCGGAUUGGAGAGAGUCAUCAUGCUAUUCUGUGAUCUGAAGAACAUUCGGAAGACGAGCAUGUUCCCCCGCGACCCAAGUCGCCUUACGCCCUGAAGAGGAAAGGACAUGACUCAUGCCUCUCUCCCAGCUCCCCUCCACGACGACUCGUUGCAAUUUUCUUGGUGGUGUUUCGCCAUGUCUUCAUAGUGGUGCUCUGCCUUCCUGAGCAUUAGCAGGUAGUGAGCUGACAAGCAUGUUCCCCUCCCCCGCGACCCAAGUAAAUCUUAUGCUCUGAAGAGGGACAGGACAGGACUCGUGCCUUCCUUCCGGUCUUCUCCUCUCCACUAUGACUCCUUGCAACUUUCUUUGCUGCUGUUUCGCCAUAUGUCUUGCCACAGCGGUGCUCUUCUGUCCUGAGCGUUACCAAGUUGUGAGCUGGCAGAAUCUCGCACCGCCAUUGCUUAUGAUCUGAUGUGAGCUAAAUUUUGAUUUAUGGAUCUUGUGGUCGUCUCUGCGGAUUGGUUUUGAUAACCACCGGUGAUCCACCUGCCACAGCUGACUUAUUCUUUCUUUUCUUAGAGAAGAAGAGAGAUGUAUUCCGCUGCUCGACUGACUCCAUUCGGAUAGGACUAUAAGCCACUUCUGUGGCCAGAUGGAGAUUAAAUCCCAUUCUUAAAUUGUUCAGAUCGUUCAUAAUUUGUUCAGAUAUCAUUAAUCGUCGGUCCACUUUACUUUUGCAGCAUGAGGCUGUUGAGUUUGCCCUCCACCCCGAUCUCCUUAUUUGUCUUCUUGCAUGCAGCGUUGAUCAAUUGCGAGCAAGACCGUCGCACGUCAUUUUUCUUAGAGCAGCAGAGUCCUUGUCAAUCAAUGUUUUGCUUCGACGACCUGUCGUGUUAGAUAUCGGUGGAAGAUUGCCGGGAGCAGGAUUUCGACCUUGCGACAUUCAGAGUAUGAGCUUGGUGAGUUGCCAAUAACUCUAUCCGGCGCGCGUAGAGAAGGAUGCAGCAUGAUGUUUUGUCUGCCCAAAUGUUGUGCGCGGAUUUUGCGUUCCGUGGCACCCGUUCUCUUUGUGAAGCUGUUUUGUGGGGUUUCCAUACCCCUCCAACAGUACUGAUAUUUUGACGGCUGAAACAUGAUUUGCUGAAUUGAGGUGGGGUUGGGCCUGCCAGGGCAGGGGGCUGUGGUUCAUCGCGUGUACCAUUGCAGAGUGUGGGUCUGAUGGGGGGCGGGAACAAAAAAGUGGCUGUGCUCUGUGUCGUUGAGCUUGUAUGCUGGGAAAGCGCAUCCGCUUCAUCAAGACCCCGCACACAUAUAGAGUUUUAUCUGAUCUGAAUUGUGAAUGGAGGUCAAAUGCAUAGUGAGUGACUGCGCUGGCAGACUCUGGAAAUUUGCUCUUUGCCGU
Molecule: messenger RNA, 3035 nt
Organism: Chara braunii
Lineage: Eukaryota; Viridiplantae; Streptophyta; Charophyceae; Charales; Characeae
Source: the annotation of a GenBank genome assembly